ACCUCGUGACCCCGCCCCUCCCUCUCACAAAUCGGCACGAAAAUGUCAACAUAGACGAGUCGACAUCUGGCAGGCAGUUUCGGCCGACGGUGGCCGAAUUGGAAGUCUUCGGCCUGAGGAUGAUUUGAGCUAAAAGAGCGACGAUGCUGGCAACCCCUCCGAGCUCGACGGACGCCAGUCCGGACGAGAAAACUGCGAUCAAGUCGCACCUCCACUACACACAGUCGCUGACGGAAAUUCCACAUCACCAAAGGAGGAGCAGCAGGUGGUUGGAUGGAAUUCAAAGGAGACACGUCGUGGCAAUUCUGGCCUUUCUUGGAUUUUGUCAAGUCUACUCGCUGCGAGUCAAUCUGAGCGUGGCUAUCGUGGCCAUGACUGCGAACAGGACAAUCAACAAAGAUGGACACCUUUCUUAUGAGCAAGAUUUCAACUGGGAUAGUCGCUCUCAAGGAAUAAUUUUGAGUUCGUUCUUCUACGGCUAUGCAGUCACUCAAAUUCCCGGAGGAUGGUUAGCCACACAAAUUGGAGGAAAGAAAUUGUUUGGCCUGGGAAUUUUGGUCACGGCCAUAAUCACCCUGCUAACCCCGAUAUUGGCCUGGGCUGGAUUUUACUUUUUGGUCAUCGGCAGAGUUAUCGAAGGAUUUUUUGAGGGUGUCACAUAUCCCAGCAUCCAUGCUGUGUGGAGCCGCUGGGCACCGCCUUUGGAAAGAAGUCGCUUGGUCACAAUUGCUUUUUCUGGAAGUUACUUCGGAACUGUCAUUUCUCUGCCCCUGUCUGGAUAUUUGGCUGAAACCUACGGCUGGCCUUCCAUAUUUUACGUUUUUGGUUUGAUUGCAAUUGUGUGGUGCAUCGUUUGGCUUAACGUGGUCAGCGAGACUCCCCAAGAGGACAGAAAAAUCACCGAGGAAGAACUUGAUUACAUCAGAGCAACUGUUGGUCCUUCAGCAAACCAUGUGAAGGUGAACAUGGACGUCCCUUGGAAACGGUUCAUCACAUCCCUGCCAGUUUGGGCCAUUAUGCUGGCUCACUUCAGUGAAAACUGGGGCUUCUAUACUCUGCUUACGGAACUGCCUACUUUCAUGAAUGACGUUCUUGGAUUUGACCUGAAACAUGCUGGUCUCCUAUCAGCCCUUCCAUAUCUAGUCAUGGGCAUUGUGGUCCAAGUCGGAGGCCACUUUGCAGACCACCUCAUCUCACAUGGCUACUUAACAUCGACAAAAGUUCGCAAACUGUGCACUUGCGGAGCUUUCAUCUUCCAAACGAUUUUUCUGCUGGCCGCAGCUCACGCCACAAGUGCAACUGCCAUCGUUGCUUUCUUGACCGUGGCUGUUGGUUUCGGAGGUUUCGCCUGGGCCGGCUUCAGCGUCAACCCUUUGGACAUUGCCCCUCAGUUCGCGAGUAUUUUGAUGGGUCUGUCCAACACGGUGGCAACUCUGCCUGGAAUGGUCAGCCCUCUUCUAACAGGCCAUCUUGUUCAACACAAGACACCUGAGGAGUGGCAAACGGUUUUCUACAUUGCUGGCGGAAUUUACUUGGCAGGAGCUGUGUUCUUUGGUCUCUUUGCCUCUGGCAAAUUGCAGCGGUGGGCAGAGCUCCAGGAUGGUGAGACUUUGUGUGCCGAAACGCACUCACGAGCUUCCACAGAGGACCUCCCUUUUGGUUCUGGCACUUGCGGCGAUUCAGAUUAAUUUGAAACUAUCAGCUACAUAUAUAUUAAUAAUAUAGAUGUUAUUGCCAAAAUUUAUCCACAUUUUAAAGACCAGAAACGUCAAUUAUUUUCAUUUUUACAAAUUUCAUUGGAUUCAGGGUAUGUAAAAUCUGUGGAGUUGAGUUGAAAGGCUGGCUGAUCGAUCAAUUACAAGUCAAUUAAAAUGAAACACUCAGUUGACCGCCCAUUGAAAGCUAUGCCUGGAUGGACAAAUUUUCAAAUAGAAUCAGGAAAUGGCUGCCAUAUCUUUUUUGUAUACAAAGUUUAUAAUCUGCACUGUUUGUUUUUAUAAUUAUUUGGCAUCAUUCAAAUCAGAUCAAACUAUUAAUAUUUAAAAUAUGGAUUUUAUUAUAACGAUUAAAAAAAAAAAACAUUUGAAAAUAGUUGAAAAUUAUGAUCUCUCAGAUUUGAUGCUGAUUCAAGUGGCACAAUGAUUCCUCGAAAGAAUUCCUUAACUAUAAUGUGAGCCACUUUAUUCUCAACAAUGUAGUCAGUAGUUUGCACUGCUUAUCAAAUGUUAUUAUAGACUUGCUUGAAGCACUCACUGUCAUUCCACAUAGUUGGGUUCAUUAUUUUGUAUUGCGAGACACAAAUCACAGUGGCGUUUUACUCAACUUGGAGUUAUUUUUUAAUUUUGUUUUGUGUGGUUGCCUAUACUUGACGAAUUAAUCACAAGCUCAUUAUUUGUAAAUAGCUUUGCUUAGUUUGUUGUUACAGCGAUUUUAGCGUUUUUGUCUAUUUUUGAAUUUAUUUUAGAUUUUAGGAAAAUGCGCGCAUUUCAGAAGCCCCAACCUGUGAUAACGUAAAUUGUAUGAUCCUUGGUUGAAAUACCCAUUCAUGAUAUUUCUCAGGAUCAAUUAUCCCAAACUCACUAGUGUUGAGCAUUGAUUUUCUAGUUUGUUCUUUGUUGUUGCUUUAAUUGUCUCUCUUUUUGUGUAAGUAAAAAUCAAACUGCAAAGUGGAUAUUUUAGGAAUUAUAUUUACUGUAAACAGAAUCUAUAUUAAUAUAGAAAUGCACAAUGAAUGCUUGAAAUUGCACCCGCACUGUUAAAUAGCUUAAAAAAGUUUAUUAAUUAUUGUUUCAAUCAAUAUGUUUGGUGCUUUUAUCUUGCAAAUUAUUGUCUAUUUUGGUUCACAAUUAGAUAUUCUAUAUAUCCUAAUGUAUGUUGUAUGGAAUAAAUAAAUCUAUUUACCUGCAAGAAUAUAUACGUGCGGGAAUU
This is a messenger RNA of Neocloeon triangulifer, 2928 nucleotides long. Its product is annotated as vesicular glutamate transporter 1-like. Lineage: Eukaryota; Metazoa; Arthropoda; Insecta; Ephemeroptera; Baetidae. The record is from RefSeq and is a predicted model, not a curated record. Gene Ontology annotation, biological process: monoatomic anion transport; transmembrane transport. Gene Ontology annotation, molecular function: transmembrane transporter activity. Bases 144 to 1688 code for a protein of 514 amino acids. The transcript has 10 exons. Gene Ontology annotation, cellular component: plasma membrane.